AUGACAUGUUGGUGCUGGUCUAGGGCACGGCAUGGGGUAGAACCGUCCGCCUCGCUAGCGGUGGCCUGCGUGAUCGCCGAGAUCAAGGGAUUGGGACAGAGGGUGUCCCCUGAGAAGUCCGAGGCAAUGUGGUUUUGCCGCAAGGCCGAUCACGGGAGGCCUCUAGCUGGUUAUUGUCUGAGGUUGGAGGGGGCUGAGAUCGGGGUUGGAACAAGAAUAAAGUAUCUGGGUCUGACCCUCGACAGCCACUGGACCGUCGGCGCUCACUUCGAGCGCCUGGCACCGUCUGUUGAGGCGACGGCGAACGCCUCAGGAUGUUUGCUACCUUGGCUGGGCGGGCCCGACGUCGGAGUGCGCCGGCUGUACGCCGGCAUGGUGCGAUCGAGGCUCCUCUACGGAGCUCCGAUCUGGGCGGAGGAUCUGAUGACCAACCGUCGCAGUCUCCUAGCGGUCAGGAGGCUGCACAGGACGGUGGCCAUCAGGGUAGUGAGGGGCUUGCGUACCAUUUCGGCGGCAGCAGCGGCGGUGCUCGCCGAGUUUCCCCUGUUCGAAUUGCAGGCCCUGAGGUGUCGCGAGAUUUAUCCUCACACUCGGGGUCUGUCGGGCGGGAUAGACCCGAUGGGCGCCGACGUCAGCGUUCGGGCUCGGCGGGCUUUGCUUGACAGAUGGCGCGCCAGCCUCGACACGAGAUGGGGUGGGCCGGGGAUAAGGGUCCUUGGGACCGUCCUUCCAAACUGGGACGCUUGGUUGGACGACAGCGGGUCUCCCCUGACCUACAGGGUGACGAAGGUGCUCACCGGACACUGUUGCUUCGGCGAGUAUCUGUACCAAAUCGGGAAAGAGGCGACCGCGCGUUGCCACCACUGCAAUGCGAUCGUGGAUUCGGCGCAGCACACGCUGGAAAGUAUUCCAGCAGUAGCCCGGCCUGGGCGGCCGGCGCCGCGACAUCAUCGUGGAAAUCGGAUGGGACCUCUCGCCGCCGACGAUCCUCGAGGCGUUGUUGGCAAGCGAGAGAAGAAGGAUGGCCGUGACCUCCUUCUGUGA
This is a messenger RNA of Bombus huntii, 1044 nucleotides long. RefSeq lists its product as uncharacterized. Lineage: Eukaryota; Metazoa; Arthropoda; Insecta; Hymenoptera; Apidae. The record is from RefSeq and is a predicted model, not a curated record. The coding region runs from base 1 to 1044 and encodes 347 amino acids. The transcript has a single exon.